Molecule: messenger RNA, 1068 nt
Organism: Aspergillus sclerotioniger CBS 115572
Lineage: Eukaryota; Fungi; Ascomycota; Eurotiomycetes; Eurotiales; Aspergillaceae
Exons: 2
Coding region: 1-1068 (355 amino acids)
Source: RefSeq, a predicted model, not a curated record
AUGCAGGUUCCAUCACGGUCUCUUGAACAUCUUCCUACUGAGAUUCUAGAAACGAUUGCUAUGCAUGUCAUGCAAACCAGUUCACUCAAAUCCCUCUCAUGUGUUAACAGGACACUCCGCUUCAUCUGUCUACCACAUAUGUUUGAGAAAUUAACGGUUCGGUUUUCAUUGGAUGGCGUGGAGAGAUUGCAGCAGGCCUCCAUGUCAUACAUCGCUUACUAUGUGAAAACUAUCUGCUAUGAGGCCUCAGAAAUUAUCGAUCCUUUGAUUCAGUGUCCUCACUACUUCAGCACAUGUCUAUAUACCCCUCUUGAAUAUACUAGAGACGAAAGGGAAUUCCGUUGGGGGUAUCAGGGCAAGCAAAUCACGUAUAACAGGAUAUAUUCCUACUUCAAGCAUCUCUCAGAGGAGCAACAAAUGAUCAUUCAGGCAGACUUCAACCUCAUGUCAUUUUCUUCUUGCCUGCCUCGCUUCCUGCGACUAAGGUCCUUUGAAAUUUCUUUGAUGAAUAAUAUCGAGAAGCCAUUCCGUUGGUUUGCAGGACGCAUGCUUGUGGACUGGAAGGAUACUUUUCCAGACCAUUUCGGAGCAGUUCUCCAAGGGCUUUGUGCAGCUAAGGAAAGUGGUAUCAGAAUCAAGACUUUCCAAGUUACUGGGUUCUACUCUAGAUUGCCCUUGCUCGAUUCGAAAAUUCCAAGACUUGCAGCAAUUGCUUUACAUACAGUCGAAGAACUUUAUCUGGCUGACAGCCCUGGCCUGCUUGAUUUUAUAGCUGCCACCACUCUACCCUCAGUCCGAGUGCUCGAACUGGAAAACUGCUGGCUAUGGGUACCAGAAUUACAAAAGUUUCUUCUUACUCAUGGGAGUACCCUUCAAGUUCUGCACUUAGAAAAUGUCUGGCUACCUUCGGAAAAGAUUUAUGACUGGGGGGUCUCUUUAAGCUUAGGGACGACCAGUACUGUCAUCGACGGCAUAUCCGAUAUCCGGAUAGGAGACGCCAUGCGGGAGCUUACCAUUAACCGAAAAGGAAAGAAGUACGAAUACCAGAAGAUAUUUAAUCAUAACUAA